This is a messenger RNA of Medicago truncatula (barrel medic), 1556 nucleotides long. RefSeq lists its product as uncharacterized. The transcript is spliced from 12 exons. Gene Ontology annotation, cellular component: chloroplast. Bases 224 to 1231 code for a protein of 335 amino acids. The record is from RefSeq and is a predicted model, not a curated record. Lineage: Eukaryota; Viridiplantae; Streptophyta; Magnoliopsida; Fabales; Fabaceae.
UGAGUGCUUGUGAGUGUGCCAAGUCAGUUGAGCAAUACCAGUAGCCAAUAGAUCAACUACUUUGCCUUCCCUCUUUCCAAUACCGUUACUGACUAACCGUCCAAACAAAUUGGCAUCAAAACCAUUUCCCCAAACAAUAACCUUAAAAAUACACACUCAUAACUCUCACACACUAUUCACUUCACCUCCCAACAACAAAACAAACUGUUCCUUUUCCAAGGUAAUGGCCAUGGCUGGAACAGGAACUCUGAGUUUUUCUCAAUUCUCAGUUCAUAGGCCCGUUUCAUUUCCCAGAACAAAACUAAUACCCAGAAACAGAAUUUGCAUUAGAGCCAUGUCAGAAACAGAAACAUCUUCUUCCACUUCAACUUCAUCAUCACCAUCAGUGUCAAUUACUCCUCCUCCAAAUUUCAAACCCCCUGAACCUAAACGAUUUGCAAUAAGAUCUGAUAAGACUUUUGAGAUUCUUGGAGCUUCCCUUCCCUUGCUCUUUCGCUUUGCUACUGGAGUUUUCGUUUCUGGGUAUUCAUUCUCAGUUGUUUCUAAGGAUGAAAUUCCACUAAAUGAAUAUGCUUUUCGAAUUUCCGGCAUUACAGUAAAAGAAACAUCAAAGGUAGGCGCUCGACCAGCGAAGCCCAUUGAGAUAUAUGAAUUUGAAAGCUGUCCAUUUUGUAGAAAGGUUAGAGAAAUAGUUGCUGUUUUGGACCUUGAUAUUCUUUUCUAUCCUUGCCCGAGAAACGGCCCAAAUUUUCGUUCGAAGGUUGCUCAGAUGGGUGGUAAAACACAGUUCCCUUACAUGGUUGACCCAAAUACUGGCGUUGCGAUGUAUGAGUCAGACGAAAUAAUUAAGUAUUUGGUUGGAACAUAUGGUGAUGGAAACAUUCCUCUUACUUUAUCACUUGGAUUUUUAACGUCAUUGACUUGCGGUCUUGCUAUGCUUGGUCGUAUUACAAAGGGAACAUCAUAUACUCCAUCAAAGUUACCACCAAAGCCACUUAAAUUAUGGGCAUAUGAGGGAUCUCCUUUCUGCAAAAUUGUACGCGAAGUACUUGUGGAAUUGGAGCUGCCACAUUUGCUUGUCAAUUGUGCUAGGGGUAGCCCAAAACGAAAUAUUCUAUAUCAGAAAACUGGAAAUUUCCAGGUACCUUUCUUGGAAGAUCCAAACACUGGAGUAGAAAUGUUUGAGAGUGCAGAAAUUAUAGAGUACAUUAGAGCAACUUACACUCUUUAGUGAUGCAUUUACAUGUUAAUAUCACUUUCAUCAAACAAAAAUAAACUUGCAAUCUUCAGUAAGUGAUUUUUGUGAGGCUUAUGAGGGUCUUUAACUCAGUCUCAUGUUAUGUCUGGCUCUCUCUUGAGACCUACAUUUCCUCUUGUAAAAUUUAGAUUGAUUCUUAACAGAGGUAAAUCAACUUGUUACUACAGAAGAAAAAUAUCAAUUAGAGGAUUCAAGUGCCUCAAUAAUAAAGUUAUACAAUGGUCUUAAAAGUUAAAACUGUGGGUUACAAGUGUAUAUAUUUCAGUCUUCAUUGUUUGUUGUCCUACAAGGCCAUCAA